This is a messenger RNA of Cordyceps militaris CM01, 1185 nucleotides long. Its product is annotated as Protein kinase-like domain. The transcript has a single exon. NCBI's taxonomy places the organism in Eukaryota, Fungi, Ascomycota, Sordariomycetes, Hypocreales, Cordycipitaceae. The record is from RefSeq and is a predicted model, not a curated record. The coding region runs from base 1 to 1185 and encodes 394 amino acids.
AUGGCACCGUCGGAAGCAAUUAUCAAGGCUUCUAAGCCUGCCGCCAACGAGGCUUAUCAGCUGGCCAAUAAGUUUAUACUUAGCCAUGUCCAGGACAAGCUGAUAGCCGACCCAACUUCGAACCACUCCGAGUUUCUCCACGAAAGAGCACAAGCAUAUAACCAGCUCGUCUCCAGACUUGCCCAGGUGCAAGUCGCUAUACCCAGCACCGAACGGCAGACUCAACCUGUAGAACCGGAUCCUGAAUCCCGAUGGCUCUUCCUACAGCAGCCAGUCGAGGUGGUACAUCGCCUCGACGUCAGUGUCAUGAAGAUCGCACUCGGGACUGCCCAGGAACACGACGUCGGGCAGUCCGCCACACUUUCAGAAGACGCCCUUGCGGCGUUGAAUACGGCGAUGCGACAGGGAGAAAUUCUUUGGAAACUGCACAGCACCCACGUCAUCGCCCUCAGCUCGUCGGAGGCUGUCAAGAUAAGCAUCUCUCUUGAAAUGGACGAGAUCAGUAAUCUGCAGUACCUAAACAGCCUCUCCCUUGAUAUACCGAUACCUCAGCACCUGGGAACACUGAAAUCCGGCGAGCGAACUUAUUUCUUCAUGUCACGGGCACCAGGCCAAACACUGGAAAAACUUUGGCCGACACUAACUACCCUACACAAGACGUCUAUUCAAGAACAGCUGGCGAAGAUACUCUCUUCGCUACGGUCGAUUCCGCCCCCGAACCCCGGCGAAGAAAAUGGCGUACAACGCAUUGGUAGCUUCGUUUCGGGUACAUGCAGGGAUGUGCGAAGAAUCUCUCGCCAUUGCGAAACUCCUAUUCAUGCGGAAACAGCGUUUAACGAGUUCCUUUGCCGUCACCAAGGCAGGACACGAACAGCCUGGAUAAGAAUGAUACAGUCCUCUAUGCGCGCAGACCAUAAAAUCGUACCGACUCAUGGUGAUCUUCAUCCCCGCAAUAUCAUGGUGGCUUGGGACGGAGAUGCGGGAACGACGAUCAAGGUAACGGGUCUGAUCGAUUGGCAAGUGUCUGGGUGGUAUCCAGAGUACUGGGAAUAUGUGAAGGCGCUGAGUACCAUAACCCCCCGCGAUCCUGUUGCGGAUUGGUGCGACUACCUUCCUACCAACACCAUUGGCUGCUGGCCAGUAGAGUUUUCUCUAGACUUGCUCAUAAGCCGUUGGCUUGGAUAA